This is a messenger RNA of Ooceraea biroi (clonal raider ant), 4989 nucleotides long. It is a transcript of the gene Spx, whose product is annotated as Spliceosomal protein on the X. Gene Ontology annotation, molecular function: RNA binding. The record is from RefSeq and is a predicted model, not a curated record. NCBI's taxonomy places the organism in Eukaryota, Metazoa, Arthropoda, Insecta, Hymenoptera, Formicidae. Gene Ontology annotation, biological process: positive regulation of mRNA splicing, via spliceosome. Gene Ontology annotation, cellular component: nucleolus; precatalytic spliceosome; U2 snRNP.
GGAGUCUCUACUAUCUUCAUUCGGAAGCCGAGGUAGUAUACAAGUCAACGACAUUUCAGAGCAGUUUUUAUUUUUAAGUAGUAAAGCUUAAAAAAAAUAAAGGCUGAGUUUUUAUUCUAUACAACUUAACCAUCUAUCUCUCUCUCUCUCUCUUAGAUAACUUUUUAUUUCAGUAUUCAAAUAAUACAUGAUCGGCAAAUUAGAGAAUGGAGAAUCAAACGCUUCUUGUUUUUAAUACGAUUUAAUGACGGAUUUUAGAAUAUUGAAAAAGAGAAUAGAAGAGAAAAAGUGAAGAAGAAAAGGAAAGUGAAUUACGGCAUUAAAGACAAUCACUUUAUUUCGCGUAUGUGAAUACGUUUUAUUCAUAUUAAAUCGAGAUAGUUACUGUAAUACAGUGUACUAGAGGUUAAGAAUGGCGGCCGGUCCGAUUGCGGAGCGUAAUCAAGAUGCCACAAUAUACGUUGGAGGAUUGGAUGACAAAGUCACAGAGUCCCUUAUGUGGGAAUUAUUUGUACAAUCAGGACCUGUUGUCAAUGUACACAUGCCAAAAGAUCGAGUGACUCAAAUGCAUCAAGGGUAUGGCUUUGUUGAAUUUAUGGGUGAGGAGGAUGCGGACUAUGCUAUUAAGAUCAUGAAUAUGAUCAAACUCUAUGGCAAACCUAUACGAGUUAACAAGGCUAGUGCGCAUCAGAAAAAUUUGGAUGUGGGAGCGAAUAUAUUUAUUGGAAAUCUUGACCCAGAAGUGGACGAAAAAUUGUUGUAUGACACAUUCAGCGCAUUUGGCGUCAUUUUGCAGACCCCGAAAAUAAUGAGGGAUCCCGAGACUGGCAACUCAAAGGGCUUUGCUUUUAUUAACUUCGCUUCUUUCGAUGCGUCUGACGCCAGCAUUGAAGCGAUGAAUGGCCAGUACUUGUGCAAUCGACCAAUCUCAGUUUCAUACGCCUUUAAACGUGACGCAAAGGGCGAGAGGCAUGGAAGCGCAGCGGAGCGGCUCUUAGCCGCGCAGAACCCGCUGAGCCAAGCGGAUAGGCCACAUCAGCUGUUCGCGGAUGCGCCGCCGCUGGCACCGCCACCGAUGGCGAACUCGGCGCCGAACGCGCACCAGGCAGCUCAUCCUCAACAUCACGUGAUGCAUCAUGGAAUGGUCGUGCCGCCACCGCCGCCACCAGUCACUCCGGGACCACCGAUGGCUCAUCCACCUCCACCACCCGUUCCACCACCGCCAUCUGGUGGAUUCCCACCGGCGAAUAUCCCGCCGCCACCCCUGCCGCCAAUGUCAAUGGCACAUCCGCCUCUACCGCCCGGUAUGCCGCCACCGUUGCCGCCGAUGCCAGUGCCGACCUCUCAAGCGUCUGCCGCCUCCAGGAUGAUGGCACCACCGCCACCACAUUGGGCCGUAGGAGCGCCGCCACAGGGGCAGUUUCCACCGCCUCCACCGCCGUCCGCCGGCGGACCACCUCAAUUCGGCCAGUUCCAACCGCCGCCACCAAGACCACCACCGGCCUGGCGGCACCCGCCGCCACCACCGGUCUCACAGGGCGGCCCGCCACCACCACCUCCACCGCAGUUCCGACCGCCUUUCCCGCCGAGAGGGCCGCCACCGCCGCCACCCCCGCAUGACAGCGGCCAAUAUUAAUGUUCCUGUCCUGUAUUUAUUCGCCGCGUCGACAAUGUAUGAAAAGAAUAUAAUUAACAGUAUAACAUUGAUACAAUAUUAUUUCAUGAUGACUCCUUGCGAUUGGCGAAAACAAAUUUACACAUUUCUGUAAGAAAAAGCUGACUUCUGAAUAAAUUUCGAUUGUAGAAAUAGUUAAGUAAUUAGAUAUAAUAAUAAAUAACUCAACGUUAUUAAUUAAUCGAUUAAAGAAUCGACGCUAUAAUAAUAAAGGUAAAUGGUGAAGGAACAGCGCGUUAAUUGUGACCGCGUUCCGCGCGGUCAUUUAUCGUAUCGAUUGGCCGUGGCGCGUGAAUAACGUAGCACGUUUGUUCUAUCGAUUAUUUCGUACCUGUCCAGCUCACUAGACGAUAACGUUAGUCGAAUACCGGGUUAAACAUUCUUUAGAAUUGCUGCCGUGCGCCUCGUGUCGAGCAAUUUACGAGCGAUUUGCUGCGUCAAACAAGUGAUCGUUACUUAAAAGCAAGAAAAAUCAACGCGUAAUUUCGCGUACGAGUACGACAUUAAUUCGGUAAAUAAAACUAACGAGUGUUAAAAGAAGAGCUCAGUGCAUUCCGAGGAUAACGACAACUUUUUUUCCCUUACACCAUUGACGCAAUACUCUUUCCUCGAUUGCAUAUCUGUUGAUACGUUGAUAUAUUUCGGUCGUUUUGUUACGGGAUUUGUCACAGAUCGUAACUGAUAGAGCGAUAUAUUUUUAACGAAUCUAUCAUGCAAAAAGAAAUUAAUCAUGCGAGAAUUAUGCGAGUGUCAGCAAGCUAGAUAUGGCAUAUUUGUAUUACAAAUGUAAUUUAGGAGAAUCCAGAAACGAAAGCGGCAGCAACGUAAUCAAGCUGUGCCUGCUUGAAUAUUGCUUAUAUUGCUGCAGUAAACUACAGUUUUGCUCUGCGGUGCAACAGCGAUCACCACGUCGUCUCUGGGAUCACUGGUACUUCUGGCUUGGCGUUACAUUUCUCGCUGCUUUUGUCGCUUCUUCGGUAUCCCGUUCCGACAUAACGCACACAUCAAUGGUAACGGACAGAACAACCCGGGGUUUAAUCAGCGAUCCGAUCGGAACCAAAUAUCCAUAAGCGUAAUUCCCACGACGGGGACGUUCUGGUCGCAGGGGAAGGUGCUGGUGAUCGGUGGGCAACCGGGCAUCACGCACAUGACGCCCGUCGUUGCGUAACAAAGAGAGCGCCGCUUUGCCGAUACGCCGCGCCGAGGCCAAGAUCGGGAAGUGCGGCCGCUCUAAAGCGUUCAGGGCUUCGAUUCUAUACACAACACGGUAUAUACAAUAUUCUACAAGCACUCGUCUACGUACAUACAUAAUCGCCACGUCGCCUCCCGUCUUCGUUCACCGGCGAGGAACUCCCAUAGUCGCGGGCAUUACGGACGCAACACUCGACCAGAUGCUUUUUUACCUCGUGCUUACACGGCUAAUGGCCGGUACCAGCUAAUGCACUACGGAUAUGAGGAACUUCCGAUUGAUGUGAGAAAAAGCUUUCCUUUCAUAAUUUUGAACGAGGCGCAGAACUGAGUUACGGCCUGGAAUGGAGCAUUUGAAUGACACCGAAGGAAUCCUGGAAAAUGCUCGAGAAACAUACAGCUCUAGGAUUGUCGAAAAGGGUGGUUAUCGUCUCAAAUUCUCGACCACCGUAAUUAUCUUCUCCAUUAGCCUCGACGAAAGUAGCGGCGCGGCCCGUUCACAUCGGCGACGAUAAUCCGAUCGAAUUCACGCGAGACGUAUGUAUAACGCCAUCGCGGCAUGGCGUGGCACGCCAUGCAUGUGUAUGCACGACGACGACCUUUCCCGAAGCCAUUACAGGGAGAAUUACAGGCUUCGACCGGCUCGUCGCGUCUCGCAGUGAUUUCGCCCGGCUUCGAUCGAUUUAAACCGAUUAACGCAUAUCCCGCAGCAGCGGCAGCGUUUCACCGGCCGCGCCGAUAACCAGGAUAACGAUGCGGCCGAGGCUCCUCCGUCAGUUGAUCGCGCAGCAACGUUGCGGUGGAACCUGCUCGCAAACCCGUUUUUCACGUCGGCCGCGCCGGGCGCAAUCCUCGCCAGCAAUUAAGAAGACAUGCUCGCGUCCGCGUGAUCGUCGCGUCCGAGGACGAGGAGGAGUACAAGAGCGAGGCUAAUUAAAGAGGACAAUCUCGGCUUGAGACGAUGAUCCUCCACUCCCUCCUCCUCCUCCUCCUCCUCCGCUUCGCGAGCUCCUUUGUUCCUUCCUAGCGAGGAAAAGUCGAUCGCCAGAUAAUUGCACAGAUAAUUAUUCUGUGUUAAUCGUUUAGCUAGUCAUUUAUUUAUCGUUUAAUAUGUGAAUAUAUGAAUAUGUUAAUUAACACAUUCUCUGUAAUGACGAUUGCCGGUGACUGACACUGAGCUUUCCGUUUACGCCUCAUUGAUCAGCAGUAAUAACUGUAAUAGUGAUAGAAAAAGCGUAACGGAUAAAGCUUGUAAAAAUAACUUGAAAUCUUUAUUACAAUUUUUUAUAUCAUUAUAUAGACACAGACGAUGAAUAUUGAUAAAUCAGUUGGCAUGAACGGAAAGCUAGCUAAAAUAUGCUUGACACCGAAUGUGUUAAUAAAAUAUGUGUUGUUGUCCGAAUACAUUAUGCCGUAUUAAAUGUUUUUAGCUGUUGUUAGUCUGCUCUCGCCCUCCUUUUGUCUUCGUUUCAAGCUCGACUGUCUCGAUGAAAGAUAUGGUUCUUGCAGAGGGCGAUAUAACAAAGGAAUUAUUUUAUUAUAAGCGAAAAUAUCGCGGUUGAAAAUAAGCCUUUCUCGUGAUAAAAUGUGUACGUAUUGAGCGGAGGAAGCGUGCGUGUUGUUCAUGAAGUAAAUGUGUGGCAAUGUGAUUGCAAAUCGAUAUUAUACAAAGAUCCGAAAUAAGCGUGACGCGAGCAUUCUCUCGUGCCUGGAGCGUGCGUAUUUUGCAAGUUUUUUUAGGCAAGUCUUUCAACAUGCUCGGAGAAUAUACGACGUUCCACUCUAUUUUUUUUCGCAAAAUAUUAAAACGUUAUCUUUUAGUAAUGCGAUACUUCACGUGAUUCAUGUAUAUACGCGUCAUGUCAUUCGCUUCUCCUCCUCGAAUGUAUCGCGUAGCAAAAAAUCAGCAUAAAUCACACACAGCACGAUGCUGCGCAAAAACCGAGCGAGGAAUCGGUGUUAGCGAGACAAUCGUCAUGCAUAGGAUGUAUUUUUGUAAUUGUAUAUGCGACAAAACAGCUUAAUUUGUAUUCACGAAUAAAUGUUGCCCGGUCAAAGUCAAGCUAAUAAUCGUUGACGUUGCCAAUCAAGAUUGCAAGAAUAAAUUGUGUUCCGUGUUCUUGAAA